UAUCACAAUCGAGAUCGAGCUAGCAAAGCGUAAGCACGUCAUGACUGAGACUUCGACUACACCCGCUUCGGCGGCAGCGGCUGAGACACCGAAGAAGGGCAGCAAAGGAGCAGGCAAGAAGGGCCAGAAGGCUGGAGCGGCGAAGAAGGCACCAUCUCACCCUCCGACUUCUCAGAUGGUCGACGAGGCGAUCACCAAGUUGCACGAUCGAGGCGGUUCUUCCCUCCAGGCCAUCAAGAAGUACGUCGUCGCCAACUUUAAAGUGGACCCGUCCAAGGCGGUCUUCAUCAGGAAAUACCUGAAGAGCGCCGUUGCUUCUGGGCACCUUGUCCAGACCAAGGGCACCGGUGCCAACGGCUCGUUCAAGUUUCCCAGCAAGGACAAGCCGGUGAAGAAACCAGCGGUAAAGAAGGCCACCAAAAAAGCCGCUGCUCCCAAAAAGGAAGCCGCGGCGAAGAAGACAGCAACUACACCUAAGAAGAAGCCCGUUGCCAAGAAAGCCAAAGCCACCAAAGCAAAGUCUCCGGCUAAGCCCAAGCCGAAAAAGCUUAAAGCUAGCCCAACUAAGCCUAAGAAGUCCCCGGCCAAGAAACCCUCCAAGGCCGCCGGCAAGAAGAAGGCUUCACCAAAGAAGAAAUAGAUCUCUUGUGAUCUCUCUUCGAUAUUUCAACGGCCCUUUUAAG
Messenger RNA from Cimex lectularius (bed bug), 683 nucleotides. RefSeq names its product histone H1-like. Gene Ontology annotation, molecular function: double-stranded DNA binding; structural constituent of chromatin; nucleosomal DNA binding. Gene Ontology annotation, biological process: nucleosome assembly; negative regulation of DNA recombination; chromosome condensation. Gene Ontology annotation, cellular component: nucleus; nucleosome. The coding region runs from base 41 to 640 and encodes 199 amino acids. The record is from RefSeq and is a predicted model, not a curated record. The transcript has a single exon. Lineage: Eukaryota; Metazoa; Arthropoda; Insecta; Hemiptera; Cimicidae.